Eruca vesicaria subsp. sativa (arugula) is the source of this 249-nucleotide messenger RNA. The record is from the annotation of a GenBank genome assembly. Lineage: Eukaryota; Viridiplantae; Streptophyta; Magnoliopsida; Brassicales; Brassicaceae.
AUGUGUCAAAGCAGUGCACAACUUACUACAAAUAGUUGGUCGAGGAGAACAAGCAGUAUAUCCAUGAGCCAGGCACUGUGGAGAAAAGCAUUGAGCUGUCUAGGCAGCUUCUCUACACUCGUCUCGCUAGGUGAGAUCGUCGUAAGAGGCUUCACUAUCACCGGCUACUACCCUCCACUUUCACUGGCUACUAUCCUUGAAGAAACAAAGAAACCCUCCCCACUAACAGAUGCAUCCAUUGAACGUUGA